Messenger RNA from Clonostachys rhizophaga, 1737 nucleotides. Lineage: Eukaryota; Fungi; Ascomycota; Sordariomycetes; Hypocreales; Bionectriaceae. The record is from the annotation of a GenBank genome assembly.
AUGUUGAAUAGCAUUGACACGAAAGGAACCGUGGGUUUAGCUACCUCUGGCGCACGAAAGACAUCGUGGGAAAUAGCGCGCGCCAAGAGAGAGAGCGAGUAUGACGAUUCACUCAUUGGGUUAAAGGGGGGACAAAUAUUCCACGAAAUGAUGAAACGACAUGGCGUGAAACAUAUAUUUGGAUACCCUGUGGGUGCCAUUCUUCCGGUUUUUGAUGCCAGAUACGAGUCAAGCCACUUUGAUUUCAUUCUCCCCAAACACGAACAAGGUGCUGGGCAUAUGGCACAAGGAUAUGCGCGGGCUACCGGAAAACCAGGCGUCGUACUUGUCACAUCUGGUCCUGGGGUGACGAACAUGGUAACACCCAUGCAGGACGCUCUAUCCGACUGCACUCCGAUCGUAGUCUUCUGCGGGCAAGUUCCUACAAGGGUUAUUGGCACUGAUGCGUUCCAGGAGUCUGAUGCCGUGGGGAUCUGUGGGGCUUGUUCGAAAUGGGCUGUGACGGUCAAUGAAAUUGACGAGCUUCCCCAGCGCAUCACGGUCGAUGUUGUCGGAGUAGCCGACAAUCAGAGCAAAGAACUCGAAAGGACUCUCAACCGAGUAGCAAGGCUAGUCAAUCAAGCUCGUAAGCCUGUUAUAUAUACUGGACAAGGAACCAUUCUGUCGGAAAACGGCCCAGAGUUACUGAAGGAACUAGCAAAUAAGUGCUCUAUCCCUGUGACAACAUCGCUUCAGGGGCUCGGCGCUUUCGAUGAGCUCGACGACAAAGCCCUUCAUAUGCUCGGGCUACACGGAACCGCCUACGCCAACAUGGCGGUCCAAAAGGCUGAUCUGAUUUUGGCCCUUGGUGCUCGUUUUGACGACCGCGUCACCAUGAACGUAUCGAAGUUUGCCCCGGCUGCGUUCACUGCCGAGAAAGAAGGACGAGGCGGUAUCGUGCACUUUGAGAUACUACCAAAGAAUAUAAAUAAGGUGGUUAACGCUACUGAGGCUGUCGAAGGGGAUGUGUCAACUAAUCUAAGACUCCUACUGCCCCUGCUUCGAGCAGUUGAUCCCCUCGACGAAUCACGUAAAGACUGGCUAUCUGCUAUUCAAGAAUGGAAGAGUACCUGGCCAAUAUCGGACUUCGAUCGGACCAGCCGACCCGGAUUGAUCAAACCGCAGGUUGUCGUCGAACGGCUGAGUCACCUAGUCGAGAAACGAAGGGGAGACGUAUUUAUCACAACCGGCGGAUUGGGUACGAUGGGAUUUGGCUUACCAGCGGCUAUCGGUGCCAAGGUUGCACAUCCAAGCGCACUGGUAAUUGACAUUGAUGGUGAUGCGUCAUUCAGCAUGACCUUAACCGAGUUAUCAACAGCGGCUCAAUUCAAUGUCGGCGUGAAGAUCCUACUGCUAAACAACGAUGAGCAGGGCAUGGUCACACAGCUUCAGAAUGCCUACUACGAGGAUCGCUAUGCACAUGCGCAUCAUGAGAAUCCCGACUUUGUGAAAGUAGCUGAGUCCAUGCAUGUGGAAGCUCGCCGUGUCUCUGAUCCUCGAGAAUUAGAUGAGAGUCUCACCUGGCUCUUAAAAACGCGAGGCCCAGCUCUUCUUGAGGAAGUGACAGAUAGGAAAGUUCCUGUGCUGCCGACCGUUCCAUCGGGACGCGGACUAGACGAAUUUACACCAUACAGCCAAGAAAAGGAGAAUCAAAGGCGGUUACUCAUUCGGCGGCGAACACAAGGUCUUCAUGGUUGA